Molecule: messenger RNA, 2247 nt
Organism: Seminavis robusta
Lineage: Eukaryota; Bacillariophyta; Bacillariophyceae; Naviculales; Naviculaceae
Source: the annotation of a GenBank genome assembly
AUGGUCCGCCGUGUGCGAGAAUGUCUUGGCUGUGAACGGCGGUUCGUCAGCAAGUCUAGCCAGAAUCUGUGGUGUGGCAGCUGCUGUGCUUCCAAUGACAAUGACGACAAUGACAAGGCGAGACGACGGCGCAUCAGUGAUCCAUUGCCACUACUUCCUCAACAGUCAGUUACUACUGCUACUACUCCAUGUACGGAUGGCCCACUCAAGCGACCCAGACUCUCCUUGCCACUUCCAAUGCCACUACAGACAGAGCCAUCAGCACCAUCAGAAGAAGACAAAGAAGAAACACACGCAAUCUCUGCUGAAGAUGAACAACCCGUCAUUUUUGAGAUUGAUGACGAUGAUGAUGACGACGACGACAAUCAAAGUGGACAAAGUGAAGGAUACGAUGAUGUCUACUGUACUCAAAUGUAUGAUGAUGAUGAUGAUGAUCAGGAUCAAGAUCCACAAGUAGAUGAAUCAGAAGAAACACAAGACCAAGAAGACACCAAUGACGCUGCACUUCCAUGCAACACAAGUACCAAUUUUAAAAGAAGCGACCAGCAAAAAGAGCCCAAGAUGAAGAACACGGGGAAAACUCCCCAACCAGGAGAUGAUGUCUGCAUCAUUUGUGGAUCUUCCUUUGACAGAAUCACCACUGGAUUCCAGGGAAGAUUGAACCACAUCAAGAGAUGUGCAAAAAAACAUGGAGUACAAGCGCAGGACAUGAAACUCAAUCACGACGACAAUGACGACUUACAAGACAACUGUAAGAAAGCUCCCGCCAAAAUAAACCCAUACGCAAAACAAACCAGCAACAAUAGCGACAACAACAAUACAACGGAAACCUACAACAAUACUCAGCACACAUGGCAUGCAGGAGCGGAUAGAGACCUCCAACUUGCUACGGGCACUUUUACAACAUCUACGAGUACAAACACCAAAUCAAACAAAACACCAUCAGCAGCACCAGCAGCUGCAGCCUCCAAACAGACCUCUCUCACGAGCUACUUCAAGGCUCCACUCCGAUCACUCAACAAUGUACUACUCGCCAGUGCCAAAAAUGCCGCAAAGACUUCCAAACUCAACAAGCAACAAAAGCAACAACAACAACAAACAGCCAAUAAUAAUAGUAAGAAGGCACGAUGGAACUCCCGACAAAACUACGUCAAGAAAACGUGUCCGGCAUACAAGCGCAUCACCGGAACGGACUUUAUUUGCGACGGAUUCACAUAUGCCAAACCAUCCCUCUCUCAAACCUACUUUUUGACGCAUUUUCAUUCCGAUCACUAUGGAGGAAUCACGCGCACAUGGCAAGCGGGGGUCAUUUACUGCAGUUUGCCCACGGCCAAUCUCGUCCACGAACGAUUGGGAGUCGAUCGACACUACUUGCAUCCGCUCGCCCUCAACACUCCCACGGUCAUUGCUACCAGUGCCGGACGACCCGUCACAGUCACACUUUUGGAUGCCAAUCAUUGUCCGGGAGCCGUCAUGUUUCUCUUUCAAGUGGGAAAACGAACGAUUCUGCAUGUUGGAGAUUUCAGAUGGCAUCGCGCUCAAAUGCUACCGCCUCUGCAGCGCGUCUUACAACAACUGCCGGUGGAUGAACUCUUUUUGGAUACCACCUAUUGCCAGGAACGGUACACAUUGCCAACCCAACAAGCCGCCAUUCAAGCCACUGUCGAAAAGGCCGUCCAAGAAGUCCAGCGAGCUCGCGCCGCGAAAGAACGGUUGUUGCUGCUUUUUGGAGCCUACACGAUUGGCAAGGAACGCAUCUACUUGGCCGUGGCAGAACGGUUGGGUGUCAAGGUGUACGUCGAUAGUCAACGAUACAAGGUUCUCGUGGCCGCCUUGGAAUGGCCCGCCGACAAGAUGCAACGACUUUUGACCACGAAACGCAACGAAUCCAAUCUGUGGGUGGUCGAAUUGGGGCAUAUCAACAUGAAACGAUUGCCACCGUACUUGUACGCAUGUAGCCAAGCCAAACAUCCCGUCGCCAAAUUCGACCGCGUCGUGGGAUUUCGACCCACCGGAUGGUCCAAUCGACCCAACAAUAAUCACAAUCUCCUGACCACGGCCACCACUGGCAAGUUGACCGUGCACAGUGUCCCCUACAGUGAACACUCGUCCUUUCCCGAACUGGUGGAUUGCAUUCGAGCUUUGAGACCCAAAAAGAUUGUCCCCACCGUCUCCGUUUCCAAGAGUCAACAACAAGUUGAUUUGCUCUUGAGGCAUGUGCGAAUGCGACAAACCACCUUGGCGUAA